GGUUAUCGCUUGCUGGCGCUCUCCUGCGCCCUGCCCUCCCGCCCGACCGAUCCACCGCACCGCUCCACCGCUCCAAAGAAUCUAUUUAACAGUUGUUUUGCCUGCCUCCCAGAGACGACGACGACGACGGCGACAACGCAGAAGAAGAAGCAGCUAAACGAGAAGCAAACGCCAGAAGAUCAAAGCAAGCAACAAUGGGAAUGAUAAGCAGAAAAUUGGCUGGGCUGCUGGUGGCGGUCAUAUUUUUGGCAGCCACCGAGGCCAACUCCAUACCCACGACGCUAACGACGCCACAGGGCGUCUUUGAGACCCGAACGGACAAGGUGCCCAGCCUGAGCGGCACUGGUACUGGAGCUCUGCAAGGUGGUGGAUCCUAUGACGACAUCGACACCUUCGUCCCAUUCCGGAGCGACUCACACGAUCCCUUCUCGUGGCAUCUGCUCAAGACCGUGCUCCAAGACGGUUCAACGGCUGGAAAGAAUGUCAUCCUAUCGCCGUUCUCCGUCAAGUUGGUGCUGGCUCUGCUGGCCGAGGCCGCCGGUGCCGGAACCCAAACCCAACGGGAACUGGCCAACACGCAGACCGAUAUCCGGUCGCAGAACAAUGUGCGCGAGUUCUACCGCAAAACCCUCAACUCGUUCAAGAAGGAGAACCAGGUCCACGACACGCUCAGCGUGCGCACCAAGCUCUUCACGGACAGCUUCAUCGAGACGCAGCAAAAGUUCACCGCCACCCUGAAGCACUUCUACGACAGCGAGGUGGAGGCUGUGGACUUCACCAAAGCGGAUGCGGCAGCCGCCACCAUCAACAACUGGGCCAAGAACAUAACGGAGGGCCGGCUCCAGCAGAUUGUUACUCCGGACAGCGUCCAAAGCAGCGUGAUGCUGCUCACCAAUCUGAUCUACUUCAACGGCCUGUGGCGGAGACAGUUCGCCUCCACCUUCCAGGGACCCUUUUUCCGGACCAAGGACUCGCAGUCGCGGGCGGAAUACAUGGAGCAGACGGACUUCUUCUACUACACCAACUCGGAGAAGCUGCGGGCACAAAUCCUGCGCCUCCCCUAUAAGGGAAAGAACUCUAUGUUCGUGCUGCUCCCGUAUACCAUCGAUGGUAUUCACGAGCUGGCCCAAACCCUGGAGAACGACGAGCUGAAGGGCGCCCAGUGGGCCAUGGAGGAGGUCAAGGUGAAGGUGACCCUGCCCAAAUUCCACUUUGAAUUCCAGCAGAAUCUAAAGGAGACACUGCGCAGCCUGGGUGUGCGUGAGAUCUUCGAGAAUACUGCAUCCUUGCCGGGAUUAACUCGCGGCGCUGACGUUGCUGGAAAUGUCAAGGUCACUGAUAUCCUCCAGAAGGCCGGCAUCGUGGUAAACGAAAAGGGUACUGAAGCCUACGCUGCCACCGUCGUGGAGAUCGAGAACAAGUUCGGCGGCAGCACCACCAUCGAGGAGUUCAACGUGAAUCGUCCGUUUGUGUUCUUUAUCGAGGAGGAGUCCACCGGCAAUAUAAUGUUUGCCGGCAAAGUCCACAGUCCCGUCAUGCAGUGAACUUAUAAAUAAUAUGCAAUAAAAAUUAGAGACGAAAGUAUAUA
Messenger RNA from Drosophila bipectinata, 1588 nucleotides. It is a transcript of the gene Spn27A, whose product is annotated as Serpin 27A. The record is from RefSeq and is a predicted model, not a curated record. Lineage: Eukaryota; Metazoa; Arthropoda; Insecta; Diptera; Drosophilidae. Gene Ontology annotation, molecular function: serine-type endopeptidase inhibitor activity.